CCGUUACAGAGGAUAGAGAAUGACGUGGAGCUGUUGGGGGAACACCUGUCCUUAGGGGCGGGUCUCCACUACCCCCCCGCAGCCCACCCCGGCCUGCCCCCCCACUCCACACAGCUCCACUUCCUUUCCCAUGAUCCACUGCCACAGGAGUUCUUUGGAGUGUCGUAUCCCAGCUUCAUACCACGACGUAUCCCAGGACGACGCUACCGCUCCCAGCAGCCACUGCCACCCUCGCCUUACCACCCCAGUUUCCUGCCUUACUUCCUCUCCAUGCUGCCAGUCCAGCCAACAGGCCCUGCCAUCAGCCUGGAGCUAGACGUAGAUGACGGAGAGGUGGAGAACUAUGAGGCCCUUCUCAACCUGGCUGAGCGUCUGGGAGAGGCCAAACUCAGAGGACUGACCAAGGGAGACAUUGAACAGCUGCCUUCCUAUAGGUUCAACCCCAACAACCACCAAUCAGAACAGACGCUGUGUGUGGUGUGUAUGAGUGACUUUGAGUCUCGUCAGCUGCUGCGGGUUCUACCCUGCAGUCAUGAGUUCCAUGGAAAGUGUGUGGACAAGUGGCUCAGGGCUAACAGYACGUGUCCCAUCUGUAGGGCUGAUGCCUCCGAGGUCCAGCGAGACUCGGAGUGACCAGCAGGGGGGACAACCACGCUGACAGUUGUAGCACUGCCCUCCAUCUCUCCUUUAGCGCUCUUGCCCUUCUGUCCUCUCUUUAUACUCAAACUCCAUUCCCACUGGUCCAGCACACACCCAUUGCAUCUCUCUAGCUCUGAAUGUCCUUCAGCUGGUGUGUGUGUGUGUGUGUGCGCAGGAACGUGUUUAUCUGUAUGAUUCCUGGCGUUGGUAUGUACAAGCUUUGAGUGUGUGUGUGUGUGUGUGUGUGUAUGAUACUGUAUUUUAGUGUCUCUGAUCGUGUGUGUGCUUAGACUUGGGUGUCCACACGGCCCUCUCCAUGUAGUUGACACGUGAAGGUCCAUGCCACUGCGCUGCCUCUCUGUAGAACUAGUUUCUGUUUGUUUUUGUUUAGUUUCUCUGCCUGGCUGUUUACCUCGUCAUUCCUGUUGCUCAUUGUUACCACGACAACACGCUUCACCGUAUUCCUCAGAAGUUUCUCUUCUAUUUCUCUUUAUUUUUGUUCCUUAUUAAAUAUGAUCAGUUUGUCUGACUGCAGUGGCACAUAUAUAUAUAUACUGUAUAAAUAUAUMAAUAUCUGUAUACCAAAUAAAAGGCUUGAUAUUAACUUUUUAAAAAUCACAUUUUGUACAGGUUAUUUUUUUUUUGUAUUAUYAGCUGUGGUGCAGUUAGGUUUGAUUGUGCUCAAUUGAUUUGUGUUCUGGAUGUGUUAGACUUUAGGUGGUGGUUCGUUAAUAAAAGACAUUAUACACUGA
Molecule: messenger RNA, 1391 nt
Organism: Salvelinus sp. IW2-2015
Lineage: Eukaryota; Metazoa; Chordata; Actinopteri; Salmoniformes; Salmonidae
Product: E3 ubiquitin-protein ligase RNF38
Biological process (GO): protein ubiquitination
Molecular function (GO): ubiquitin protein ligase activity
Source: RefSeq, a predicted model, not a curated record